AUGAAGAUGACAAAAAUGCAUUUAGUUAAUAGUGAAAGUAUUCAAGAUUUGCUUCGUUUUAAAUACGUAAUAUUUGCUGGUGAUAGCUGUAUGCGAACAAUCUACAAAGAUAUGGUAUUAUUAUUACAAGGUACUGAUCGAUUAUUAACAGAACAAGAAUUAAAAGCAAAAAGCAAGCGAUCAAUAUGUAAUGAUCACUUAUUAGAAGGUGGCAUUUAUUCAUCGUCAACGCUGGGAAAUAAUUCAACAUAUUAUGAAAAACGUGCCUAUUUUACAACGAAUCAUUUAAUGAAAUUUGUAUUUUUGACGCGUUGUUUAAACGCACAAAUGUUCUCAAUAUUGAAAGAAAUUGAUAAACACAAUCAUGAUCCAAAAUUGCAAAAGCCAGACGUUAUUUUGUUGAAUUCAGCUAUUUGGGAUAUUACACAGUAUAGAGAUUAUGGUGGUGAAAAUGUCGAAUUAGAAUAUAAAACAAUGUUAAACGAAUGUUUUAAAUUAUUAAGUGAAUUUAUACCAGAAAAUUGUAUUGUGAUAUGGUUAACAACAUUACCAUUUUCAGAAGAUGCAAAAGCUGGUGUAUUUAAUAAUUCUUAUCAUAGAAAGAAAUUUUUACGUAUUCGUAUUCUUGAAAUCAAUACAUAUUCAUCUUAUUUGGCAUCGAAAUAUGGUUUUGAAGUUAUUGAUCUUCAUCGAUUAUUUCGUGGACGAACAGAACAUCGUGUCGAUGAUGGAAUGCACUAUGAUGAAAUUGUACAUCGAGAAAUAACAACAAUUAUUGCAAAACAUAUUGCAUGUAUAUGGAAUGUAAAACUAAGCGUACCCAUAUCAAGUCUACCAUUGACUAUUGAUGACGAUGAAAAAACACCGAGGGAUAAUGAUCAAUGUUGUAAACAAAUAUUAGCAUCUAUAGUAGAUAAAAUUGAUAAUGUUCAACUAACAAUUGAAGAGAAAACUGUUCUUGAACAAUAUUUUAAAUUAAAAAAUGAUACGAUAGUAUUUGAUGUUGAAAAUUUAAGUGACAAGGAAAAACAAGCCAUGUAUCUAUUGAACUAUUAUGAAAAACUAUUGUAA
Molecule: messenger RNA, 1071 nt
Organism: Didymodactylos carnosus
Lineage: Eukaryota; Metazoa; Rotifera; Eurotatoria; Philodinida; Philodinidae
Source: the annotation of a GenBank genome assembly